CCCCUCCUGGAAGCUGCGCGCCUUUGGCCUCCCGGUUGUUCUUUUAAGCUCUCCCUCCUCCGUCGCUCUCGGCGUUGCCCGUUUAAGGCCGCCUCGGUAGGGCGUGCGGGGCGGAGGCUGGGCUUGCCGGAUCCGAAAGACAGAGGGGAGGGGAGGGAUCGACGAAGGCAACGUCUCGCCGGCAGGAUGGCGGAGAAACGCGUGUCCCGCUGGUACUUCGGGGGCCUGGCCUCUUGCGGGGCGGCGUGCUGCACGCACCCGCUGGAUUUAAUCAAGGUUCAUCUGCAAACUCAGCAGGAAGUGAAGAUGCGCAUGACGGGGAUGGCGUUACGUGUGAUUCGCAAUGAUGGCUUUCUAGCUCUCUACAACGGGCUCAGUGCCUCGCUUUGCCGACAAAUGACGUACUCUCUCACCCGCUUUGCCAUCUAUGAGACGGUGCGAGACAGCUUGAGCCAAGGGGCCCAGGGGCCAAUGCCCUUCUACCAGAAGGUGCUGCUCGGUGCAGUAGGAGGAUUUACCGGUGGAUUCGUGGGGACCCCGGCUGACAUGGUGAAUGUCAGGAUGCAGAAUGACAUUAAGCAGCCGGCACAUCUGCGACGCAACUACUCCCAUGCCUUGGAUGGCCUGUAUCAGGUGUUUCAUAAAGAGGGUGUGAAGAAGCUGUUCUCGGGAGGAACAAUGGCAUCCAGCAGAGGAGCCUUGGUUACCGUUGGACAGCUCGCUUGCUAUGACCAGGCAAAGCAGUUGGUUCUUGGGACCGGUUUACUCGCUGACAAUAUUUUUACUCAUUUCCUGGCCAGUUUUAUUGCCGGAGGAUGUGCUACAUUCCUGUGUCAGCCCUUGGAUGUGCUAAAAACGCGACUUAUGAAUUCCCAAGGCGAAUAUCGGGGUGUCAUGCACUGUGCAGUGGAGACGGCCAAGCUUGGGCCAUUGGCUUUUUAUAAGGGCCUUGUUCCUGCCGGCAUUCGCUUGGUCCCUCAUACUGUGCUCACCUUUGUCUUCCUGGAGCAACUUCGCAAAUACUUUGGGAUUAAAGUAUUAACCUAAGGGAGAAGAGACCUGUUAGAGUAAAAAAAGAUGGGGAACAGGGACUACAGACUCCCAGAAUGGCUGGGUGUCAUAUUCUUUCCCUCCUUGAGGAGCAGGUAUCCCCUUCGAUGCCAGGGCACUGUCUGACAUCUCAUAGAAAGUCCUUGUUUGGCAUCUGCUCUUGGCCAGCUCUUCAAUAGGGUUGGGUGCCUACUAGUGGAGUAGCCCACUAGGAUUUUCAUUGACCAAUCCCAAAUGCCUCUCUUCUCUGCCCAUCAGCACCCAGGACCUUUUCAGUGUUGAUGGCUUGCUGAUACCACAGCAUUCCUCAUCAACCUCCAACCUCUCCUUGCCAUAAUAGCCAGCAUUCCAAUAGCCAUGUCUGAUUUUUUUUCUUACUAACAUGCUUUCCUUUUGUGCUGUCAACAGGCAUGUGCCUCAUUCAGAAGCCUCCCCGCCCCCCACCGCACACUUUUCAUUGCUCUCCUAGUCUCCUGCCAUACCCUUCCCAUCUGUGUGGGGAUUCCUUUCUCCCCAAGCGGAAGGGUGUUGGCCCUUAUGUGGGAGGGAAAUAUUUCAUCACAAGUUUGUCUCAGUUCUAAAUGUUACAAUAAGGGGCUGGAAAAGGGUUCUGGUGGCUGCUGUGGGCAGUUGAUAGCAAUAUCAGGCAGGCAGGGGCCUUGACAUUGCAGGGUCUCCAAUUAUUAUUCAAUAAUGUGGACAGGACAAUGCUUUUCUCACUCUGUCUUGCCUGCUCCCAUUCUCCUACCUCAGUCUUCUUUUACUCUUAGGGCUGUAGUCCAAGGAACAAGCAGUCCUCUGUCUUUAUUUCCUGGGAUUGUGGUAUUGGGCAAGUAAUGUCCUUCCACACACCCCAGUCCGUAGCCAGUCUAAUAUCACUCUUCUCCUUCAAUUGCCUCCUUAAGCUUCUUCAACCAAAACCUUCUGAAACCAAAGGGCCUUAUGCUGAUGAGAGACUGCCUGGAAACUCCUAUCUAAGAGGGAACAGGUUUCCUGAAUGCAUAUAUAUAUCUUCUCCCAUCCUGUGAAUGGGCAGUGCAGCUGCCCACUUACAUUCAGAGAUGGGAGGUAAAACUGGAGAGGCCUUGUGAGGUCCUUGGAACAAUU
Messenger RNA from Notechis scutatus (mainland tiger snake), 2157 nucleotides. RefSeq names its product solute carrier family 25 member 10 (gene SLC25A10). NCBI's taxonomy places the organism in Eukaryota, Metazoa, Chordata, Lepidosauria, Squamata, Elapidae. The record is from RefSeq and is a predicted model, not a curated record.